UCCGUGGCCGGGAGAGCCACUGCUUCUGUGCGAGGAAAGAAGGGCAAAGUCCGACCCUGGCAUGAAAGUUCGCCGCGCGAGCCGGAGAUAACCCAGCGGUGUCCAGUGUCGCCCCGCCUGGCCCAAAUCUCGCUCGGCGCCAUGGUGCUGGAUAGCUUGGCCCGCAUCAUCAAAGUGCAGCUGCCUGCUUACCUCAAGCGCCUGCCGCUGCCGGAGAGCGUCGGCGGCUUCCUGAGACUCACAGUUUCAGAAUGGCUCCGGUUAUUGCCUUUCCUGGGUGUCCUUGCUCUGCUCGGAUAUCUUGCUAUUCGCCCACUCCUUCCCAAGAAGAAACAGCAGAAGGACAGCUUGAUUAAUCUCAAGAUCCAGAAGGAGAAUCCCAAAGUAGUAAAUGAAAUCAACAUUGAGGAUCUAUGUCACACUAAGGCAGUGUACUGCAGAUGCUGGCGCUCUAAAACAUUCCCUGUCUGUGAUGGCUCUCACAACAAACACAACGAGUCAACAGGAGAUAAUGUAGGACCUUUAAUACUCAGGAAAAAAGAAGUCUAGCAAACUCCUAAGUAUUCUAUGACUGAUGGGAAGUCUACUUGUAUACAUAUUUGUAAGCCUUUCUGUCUUAUAUGUCACAGGGUUAAAUUUUGGAAUAUUUUAAAUUAUCUUAGAUUUAUACUUUGGGCUAGAUGUUUGGUAAUGUGUUUUAUAUAACAAAAAUGUACUAUAUCUAUGCCUUGUAAUCAUCGCAGAAUUAUUUUUCCCAGAACUACAGGAGUUGUAACAAGGAUAGAUAGAUAGAUAGAUAGAUAGAUAGAUAGAUAGAUAGAUAGAUAGAUAGAUAGAUAGACAGACACCUCUAUUCUAAUUACAGAUGUAUCAAUACUACGGAGUUAACAGAUUUUAAACCAGCUGUACUGCCAGAUUGCCACAAAACUGGGAACUGAUUUUUGGAGGUUGUCAAAGAUGAUCAUAAUUUUGGUCUUAAGUGGGUUUAGGAAUUUGCAUACAAACCAGUACUUCAGUUUGAACAUUAAGUGUGUUCAGGAAUCACUUUUAUUCAGAACCGCAGAUAGCCUUCUUUGAGAACGAUUAAAGAGAUAUACAACUAGUAGCAGAGUGUUUUUUGCUUUUCAGAAGUGAUACAGAUUGUAUAUAAUUGGCUUGUCUGUGAUUUAGAAACUAUAGCAUUAUGUAUUGAUGUUUUGAAAUAUAGAAGAGUUCAGUCCAAGAACUACCUAUUUUAUUUGCACAAUUGAUGGUGUUUAGUAAUUACUGCUGCAUUAAAUGAACUAUAGUAAUUAACCUACUUGCUACUAAACCUGCUCUCCCCUUAAACAAAUUAGUUCAUGGUAUAUGAACAGGAUAGCACUCUGAACUUCAAAUAAUCUAAUACUUGUUUUGCACAUUUUCCAAACCUUCUUGGUCUGUAUAUUCAAUCUACCUGUAUGUCUUGUACGUAGUUAAGUUCAGAUUCCCAUGUGCAAGAGUAACAUUAGUUGGUCAUGGCCCACAUUUUACAUAAUAUUAAGCUGUAUACUCUGGAAAAUAUCAGUUGCUCCAAAGGAUUCAGGCAAACUAAUAAAGGAAUAGUAAAUGAUGCUAGAUUAAAGUGUGUACUAACUAUUUUUUAUGUUGAAGAAAUGGGCUGAAAUCAAAAAAAUCUUAGACAUUAUAUAGUCACAGAAAAAGUAAAUUCCUUUUCUCUAUCCUCCUGAAUUUCAGGAAAUUCUCCAUGAACAAAAUCCAGAUUUCUAUAAAAACAGUUUACCUUGUUAGUUAACUAUCUGGUGUAGGGGUUGUUUGUAAAACUUAAAUUCUACAUCUGGUGUCCCAAAUAUUUCCAUUAAUUCUGAAAAUCCCUUGUCUGCAUAUUUAACCGCAGAAAAACAGUUGCUAGAAAUGUACAAAUAUAAUAUGCUUACCAUCAGUUUCUUUCUAGAGAAAUCAUGCAUUUCUACUUAAAGAAAAACACACAACUAAGUAUUCCUUUUGAUGAUCACUUUGUUUCUUAAAAAGCAAUGGUUACAUUUUUUUAUUUUUCUGGUCAUGGAGACCAAGGAUCUUUCUUGAAAUGUAUGAUACUGGACAACGAAAUGAACUAUGAACUGGAUGAAAUUUCAGCAAGUUACAAAAUGACAAAUAAGGUAAACAAAUAUGGACCAACUUCCAGAAUUCCUCAGCCGGUCCACACAUUUUUAAAUUGCCAAGGUUGAAAAACACUGAUCUGAUAUAUCUAUGUGAGGAAAAAAUGUGGAUAACUAAGCCAAUGAGCUAGUUCCUAACUAUGAUUUUUACUGAAAGUAUUCACUGAAAAUAUUUCAUUGAAAAUAUUUUUCUCCAAUAUAACAGGAAAUUAAGUAAUUUUAAGUUGAUACAUAAUGAUGAAGAACUGAGUUGUUGAGUUGUCUCAUAAAAAAGGUUCCAAAAAAUACCACCUUCAAUACUAUCUUGCCUUCUAAUAGCAAAUAUUUUCAACUGUUUUGUAAGGGGACAAGGGGGAGUCCUAUUUGUGUAAGAAAUCCUGAACCUCUGAGUUCUCCUGUUAAAGCAAACACUUCAGGCAAGUUUCUGGUAUGGUUACAUUUUUGGUCACUGUUUUAUCUCUUCAGGCUUGAAGUAAAAUUACUAAUCUCCACAGCAAUUGCGUGCCUGUGGUUGAAACUUGAAGCAGGACAGGUUAUCCUGGCAGCAAAAUAAAUACCUAACUUUGCUCUGGACUGUAAUGACACAAUAUGUAAUUAGGAAAUGACUGUUACCUGAUUUGCCAUUCUUUAUCCGUUCAAAUAAAAAUGCUGAAAUUGUUUGAAGAUUAAAUAAGAUAGUGAAUAAAAUGUGUGUGUGUGUACAUGAAAUAAACUGACAGUGUGUAUUUGGUCUAAAUAAAUAAAAAGAGAAAUUGGUUGGUUGCUAUCAAAUCAUGUGUCGCUUCCUAGUAAUUACAUGGAUAGAUUUUCUCCAAAUGUUUUUUUGUUCAACUUGGCUUUUAGGUCUUUUGCUGUUGUCAUUAAACCUACCUAACUUCCA
Crotalus tigris (Tiger rattlesnake) is the source of this 3018-nucleotide messenger RNA. Its product is annotated as CDGSH iron-sulfur domain-containing protein 2. Lineage: Eukaryota; Metazoa; Chordata; Lepidosauria; Squamata; Viperidae. The transcript is spliced from 3 exons. The record is from RefSeq and is a predicted model, not a curated record. Gene Ontology annotation, biological process: regulation of autophagy; autophagy of mitochondrion. Bases 142 to 549 code for a protein of 135 amino acids. Gene Ontology annotation, molecular function: 2 iron, 2 sulfur cluster binding. Gene Ontology annotation, cellular component: mitochondrial outer membrane; intracellular membrane-bounded organelle.